Messenger RNA from Boleophthalmus pectinirostris (great blue-spotted mudskipper), 2383 nucleotides. RefSeq names its product synaptogyrin 3a (gene syngr3a). The record is from RefSeq and is a predicted model, not a curated record. The transcript is spliced from 5 exons. Lineage: Eukaryota; Metazoa; Chordata; Actinopteri; Gobiiformes; Gobiidae. Bases 286 to 990 code for a protein of 234 amino acids. Gene Ontology annotation, cellular component: neuromuscular junction; synaptic vesicle membrane.
ACUCGUCCUUAUUUUGGCCUCCUCCUUGGAUAGGCUGUUCCCAUUGGCCCCCCGUCCAUGUAUUGUCCAUAAAGAGCAUUCGCGUAUCACAUCACGGGCUCUAGCGCGUGGUGCUCUGUGCGUCUUGAACGCACGCACUCUGUUGUCCGCGUGCGUCCUCGUAGCCGCGCGCCUGGGUGCGCGCUAGACCCGUCCCUCUACAGCAGAGAACAGCAGCGCGUCCAUCCUGCCGUGGAGCCGGGAGCGUGGAGCUGCCAGGAGAGAACCGAGAGCGAGCGACAGAAGAUGGACGGAGUGGGAUCGUUCGGAGCGGGCCGAACCGGGUCCACCAUUGACCCCAUAGCCUUUGCCAAACAACCAACUACCAUCCUCAGAGUGCUAACCUGGAUAUUUUCCCUGGUGGUGUUUGCAUCUAUUGUGAAUGAGGGUUAUGUUAACUUGGGCAGUGAGCGUCUCCACUGUAUCUUCAAUAAAAAUGCAGACGCAUGCAACUAUGGUGUGUUUGUGGGCCUGGUCGGUUUGCUGGCAAGUUCCUUCUUUUUCCUCGUCGAUUACAAGUUCUCCUCCAUCAGUUCUGUCAAAGACAGGAAAAAGGCUAUAAUGCUGGAGAUUGGCUUUUCAGGUUUCUGGACCUUCUUGUUCUUUGUCAGUUUCUGCUUUCUGGCCAAUCAGUGGUCUCGAACCACGCCUGAUAUGCUGCCACUGAACCAGGGAGCAGAUGCCGCCCGAGCUGCUAUUGCUUUCUCUUUCUUCUCCAUUAUAACCUGGGCUGGUCUAACGGUCCGUGCCGUGCAAAAAUACCUUCUCGGCACAGACAUGACCCUUUUCACCACAGAACACAUGGAUGGCGGUGCACCUUCCCAACCAUACCCCUCCAACUCACCAGGGGGCGGCACCACUGAGACCACAGAGACAUACCAGAGCCCACCUUUUACUGAGAACAAUGCAGCACCUACAUACCAGGUUCUUUUUAAAGAUAAUGCAGGCUGACCACGCCUACAGGAAGUAACAACAGCUGAUAUACGACACGUCACCACCAACACCGGUGACAGUUCUGAAGAUGGCUUGCAGCUAGCAGCUGAAACAUGUCAACAAGGUAAACACACUUUACUGCAUUGUCUUUAAAAAGAACCCAAGAAGUUAAAGGUUGUCUUUUUGAUCGCAAAAACACUGACAUUGACAAAAAGGAAAAAUUUACCGUAUCAAUCAGUAUUAAACUUAAAAACCUCUCUUAUUUUAUCAACUUUGCACCUUUAAAGAGUGUCAAAACUGUCAUGCCAAUCGAAACAGGGACGGUUCGAUCUGUAAUACGACAUCACGAGCUGGAGUGUGUAGUUUAUCCCUGCAAUGACUUAAUAUGAUAACAUGUAUUGAUUCUGCAUGUAGACAUCAACUAAGUGCCAUGCUGUACUGUGACUCACACAGUGUUUUGGUAACAUUAUAAUAACUAAACUAAAUAGUCUUAAUAAAACAUGAACAAAGACUUAAUUCAUACUGAGCAAAUAGUUAAUUAAGAAUGACUCAGGGUUUGUAACUACUUAAUUAAACUUAAAAGCAGCUACAAAACCUGAAUCAUUCUUAAUUUAAUAUUUGUAAUUAAGUCAUUGUUCGUGAUUUAAGACUAAUUACGUUGAAGUAAUUAUAAAAAGGUACCAUGUUUUGAUUUAGUAGGUUUCCACAUGCUGUUAAAAAACAAAAAUCUAAAAAACAUUGUGACCAAGUGCAAUAUAUCAUGUUUUAUGUACAGCGGUUUUAAGUGUAUUCUGUACUGUAGGUAGGCAAGUUACUGUGGAUUCAUUUAAUUCUUGGCACUGUCUCAAAUCAUAUACUAGUUUAACUGCAUUAAAAUCUCAGGCAUGUGUUUUAUUUCCAAUUUAAGACUGAAAAAUACACAUCUCUAGCUAUUACCUCCAACUCUAGCUCAAGUCAAGUCAUAUUUCGCCCAUAUAGUCUUCCUUCGCGAUACCAAUUUCAACAAUAUUACAAAGAUCUUACCGUAGUAUCAGUUUGUGUACAGUCGUACCAUGGAAUGUAUGCAGUAUGUAAUUUGAGACAGUGUCCACAAUGUUGAGUGUUGUGUCAUUAAAUAUAAGAGUGAAUGAAGAGGUUCUGGAUAAGUCAGGUUUUUUAUGUUUACGUUGUAGAAGCUGCCAAACUGCCCUCUGUUAUUUCUUAUUACUGAGUAUCACAGUAGUACUACUUAUUGUUUAUGUAAUAUUAUGUAAUCAUACAGUCUACGUGUGGGCGGGGGUAAAAUAUUGAGCGAGAGAGAUGUUGAAUGAUUGGGCACAGUCUCAGGCAAAAUAAGAAUCAGUUUGUGGGAUGCUAAACUGUCGUUAGCUGACAAAUUCAUUGAUUCUGCGAUCGGGUUAUUGGGAGGAGA